GGACUUUACCUCGUGUUAGGUGUAUACUUUAAUACUCGUUACUUUAUUUCCUGUGAAGGUCAUCACCCAAUCACCCUUUAGGUGGCCCCUCGAUUCAAAUGACGCUGAUGGGCUGUGUCUGUUUUUGUCGGGGCGAUGUGCGUACCGGUAUUCUAUUUUUCUUUUUCUGAUUUUACAUAAACAGUAACAGGUGUGCGCGUGUAUGUGUGUUGCUUAUCGGUGUGUGCGCCGGUGACCAAGAAGUCCCACAUGGAUCCCCAGUACAAUGGAGCCAAGCCACCCGAAGGUAACGACACCGCGUGGGCUCCUCCAGUCAAGGUGGCCCGCUUGGAACAAUGCGAGGGAGGAGGGAGUUCAGCCCACGAGAGCAGCGGGCAGGGGAGCCCUUCGGCCAAAUCGCCCGUGCUGGUCCUCAAACCCUCCACUCCACAGAGCAAGAACUGGCACAAGAGAGGGAGCCUGCUGCCAGUGUUCUGUGUGGUGGAGCACAGAGAGGGAGUGGCCGAGGGGGAGAAGAGGGAGGAGCAUGCAGAGUUUGUGCUGGUCCGGAGAGACCUGCUCUUCAACCAGCUGAUCGAGAUGGCCCUGCUGACGCUGGGGUACUCGCACAGCUCGGCCGCCCAGGCCAAAGGUCUCAUCCAGGUGGGUAGGUGGAACCCAGUGCCUCUGUCGUACGUCACCGACGCGCCCGACGCCACUGUGGCGGACAUGUUGCAGGAAGUUCACCAUGUCAUCACCCUCAAAAUACAGCUGCACAGCUGCCCCAAGCUGGAGGAUCUGCCAGCCGAGCAGUGGAGCCAUUCCACAGUGAGGAACGCUCUGAAGGAGCUGCUCAAGGACAUGAACCAGAGCGCCCUGGCCAAGGAGUGUCCCCUCUCCCAGAGUAUGAUAUCGUCUAUUGUAAACAGCACUUACUAUGCAAACGUCUCGGCUGCCAAGUGUCAUGAGUUUGGACGAUGGUACAAGCACUUCAAGAAGACCAAGUGCUUCAAGGAGACGGAUGUUUUCUCUGAUCCGCUACAAACUACGAUUCCCUGCGGCCCCCCGCCCGUGGCCCCCGGCAGCACCGCCGAGCCCGGUGCCGCCAUGCUCUUCCCCCACGGGGGCACGGCCAACCUGUGUGGGCGUGCCCCGCUCAGUCUCCGCCCCCCCGGCCUGGUAGCCACGCCCCUCAGCCCACAGUUGGUCAGCCAGCAGAUGGUGAUGGCCCAGUUCCUCAACCAGCAGUACGCCGUCAGCCGCAUGCUAGCCGGCCAGGGCCUGACCCCCGCCCCUCCGCCGCAGUACAACAUGAGCCAACCUCUCGCGGGGAGGACGCCCACCCUGGUGCUCCCCAAGCCCCCCGAGCCGCAGGCCCAGCUCCACGGGCAGUGUGGCCCGGUCGGAGGCCCUGGCCCCGGCCCCGGGCCCGGGCCCGCCGCUCUGACUCUGACCCUGGCCCCGACCCAGACCCUGACGCAGGCGUCUGCCGGGCAGGGCUGCCCGAUGGGGGGGGGGCUGUCGGAGCUGACCACCGACAUUUACCAGAGCGUGAGGGACGAGCUGAAGAGGGCCGGCAUCUCCCAGGCCGUGUUCGCCCGGGUGGCCUUCAACAGGACCCAGGGUCUGCUGUCGGAGAUCCUUCGCAAGGAGGAGGACCCUAAGCAUGCGUCGCAGUCCCUGCUGGUCAACCUCCGCGCCAUGCACAGCUUCCUGCAGCUGGCCGAGAGCGAGCGGGAGCGCUUCUACCAGGAGGAGAAGGAGCGGAGCCUGUCGGGCGUCCCGCCCAGCUGCGGCAACACCCCGCCGAGACCCACUCAGUCUAGGAAAGAGGAUGUUACCUGUGUCAAGACUGAAGAUUGGCCCUCCCGACUUCCAAUAGCCAUGGCUUCAGCCAGGCUGUCCCCACUGGCAGCAGACCGGGGACAGCAGGCGGGCGAUGGCUCUGGCCUGGACAUCAGCAUGUCCAUCUACGAGGAGAUCCAGAGGGAGAUGAAGAGGGCAAAGGUGUCUCAGACCAUGUUCGCCAAGGUGGCCGCAUCCAAGAGCCAGGGGUGGCUGUGUGAGCUGCUGCGCUGGAAGGAGGAGCCCAACCCGGAGAACCGCACUCUGUGGGAGAACCUGUGCAUGAUCCGCCGCUUCCUUGGCCUGGCGCAGGGGGAGCGCGACGCCAUCUACGAGCACGAGAGCAGCAGCAGCGCCACCGCGGCCCAGCAGCACUGCACCAUGGACCGGCUGGGGCCGGUCGCCGGGGACAACGCGCUGUACCAGUGCCAAUCCCCGCUGCCCCAUCAGCACCACGCGCAUCAGCUGACCUCCCAGGCGCACCAGCCCUUCCACCCGGAGGCGGGACCUCAUCUGUCGCCACGGCAAUCGUCCACCGCAUCGCCCGCCGAGUCAUCCGAGGGGGGCUGGGCUCACCCGGGCGUGUGGAUGCAGGGCAGGGGGCGGAACGGCGACAGACGCGACGCAAAGGACUGGGGCGAGGGCGAGAGCGGGAAGGGCUGGGGCGGGGGCACGUGUCCGCCCGUUGAGCUGGGCCUGGAACUCUGUGGGCAGACGCACGAAGGGGGCCCCGUCGACAAAGCCUCCCACCUGGUCAACGGGGCCUGCAAGAAGGGCUGGAGCCAGGGCAGGCUGUCGUCACUCCCCCAUUGGGGCGGUCUGAAGGGCGAGGGCGGAGCGCGUCCGGAGGGAGACGACGAGACGGUGGAGGCCCGGGGGGAGGGGUGCAGGGUGUCCCGGGAGGCCCUGGGCAUCCUGCAGAGCUUCGUGCAGGACGUGGGCCUGCACCCCGACGAGGAAGCGCUGCACACGCUGUCGGCACAGCUGGACCUGCCCAAGCACGCCAUCCUCAGCUUCUUCAGCAGCCACGACCACAGGCCCCAGGGUCCGCACAACCUGCGCACGCACUGCCACAACCACCAGCGGCACCAGCCGGAGCACGAGCAGCCCCCCGAGGACCUCCACCUCGGCCUGGGCACCGGGUCAGAGCGGGCCCAGGCGGCCAGAACUGUGGAGGGGCCAGAGGAGCACGGCAGAGAAGGUGACCUGUACCAAGUGGUGAAAAAGGAGGACGGCAAGCUGGGACGGAUAAUAGAGACCGAGGGGAAGUACGGGAUGACCGCUUCUGAUGAGAUUAACAUAGGCACUCAAACUACUGGUAUUGUGAAGGAGGAACAACAGAACUAUAAUUAACGUGCGUAUAUACAAUGACUUGUGUCCUGUCGUUAUUGUAGGUUGUUCAUAGCCUAUUGAAACUACUUUUCUUUCAUGAUAGAGCACAACAUCCUUUCCCCGUGCAACACAAUCAUUGUUACCUGUGCACCAGUGUUAACGCUCUUCUUUUAAAAGGCAACUUCCUAAAAGACAUUAUGUUUCUGAGUUACAUUUUUUCCUGAUCCUAAAACACCUGAUCUCAACUUUAUAAUUGUUACAUCUUAAAUUAUGCAUAGUCGUGUUGUCUGUGUCUGUGUCUUUUUUAUUGCCUUGUAAACUAGAACAUAGUUUUCUCAGCAGUUUUAUUUAACCCUCAUGGAGAAUUUGCGGAUAGAAAAUCAUUACUAUCAAAGUACAAGAUAAUCAAAAGAUUUUUGAUUUACCCAAAAUAUUAUUUGUUGUUUUUGUUUUUAGAAAUAUUACAUUGCAGGUACAGGGAUUCAUGAAGUCAUUCAUCUCUCAUUUUGUUAAUUAAUAUACAGUGUUUUGAAAGAUUACACUUUGAAAGAAAGAUACUUUUCAAUGCUGUGCAUAAGACAUCAAUAUAUCAAACGAUAUCAGUUAAACAUAGAUCAGUUGCUGUGAAGCCAUCCAUAUAAAGUUCCUGCUGACGCUGGAUCCAUUCCUGUAUUUUUGUCUUCCCUUUCAUUAUGCCAGAUUUUAUGAAUAGCCUUUAAAAAUAAUGACUUCAUGCAUACAUUUUAGUAUUGUUUUUUCCAAACCUGAAUAAAAAGUGUAACACAAUCCUAUAAGCGAAAAGCGAUGUAUCUAAUAAAUAUAGGAGUUAAUUUCUCAAAGGAAAGUUAUGACUGCAGCUGCCAGCUAAAUCGUAUUCAUUAACUCCAGAAAAACAUGGUUUAUAUGAACACACAGUAUUGUACUCUUUGGGACUGUAUUUGCUGUAUUCAGGGGUAGUAAUUUGAGAACUCUGUUCUAAUAAAAUCCCUUAAGAUCUCAGAAUAAAACCGUAAAAAAAGAAAAAGGACUGCACAACGUUAUCGAAUUCCACUCGGUAGAACAGGUUCCUAUUUUCUCACAGUUAGCCUUCAAGAGAAAAGCCUUCUUGGUGUUGCAUUUGUGUUUCUAAUCCCUAGA
Molecule: messenger RNA, 4293 nt
Organism: Gadus chalcogrammus (walleye pollock)
Lineage: Eukaryota; Metazoa; Chordata; Actinopteri; Gadiformes; Gadidae
Product: DNA-binding protein SATB1-like
Exons: 12
Coding region: 250-3177 (975 amino acids)
Biological process (GO): chromatin remodeling; regulation of transcription by RNA polymerase II
Molecular function (GO): RNA polymerase II cis-regulatory region sequence-specific DNA binding; DNA-binding transcription factor activity, RNA polymerase II-specific
Source: RefSeq, a predicted model, not a curated record